Molecule: messenger RNA, 4558 nt
Organism: Leptonychotes weddellii (Weddell seal)
Lineage: Eukaryota; Metazoa; Chordata; Mammalia; Carnivora; Phocidae
Source: RefSeq, a predicted model, not a curated record
UAGUCUGCAAGCAUGUAGCAGCCCAGAAAAUGGAAAGGAGAUCUCAGGUGCUGUUGAGUUGGAAAAUUUGCCCUUAAAGAAAGAUGCCUUGAAAGAACUGGAAUUACCAUUUGAAGUCAAAGCUGGCCUGAUUGGGAAGGUAACUCUUCAGAUUCCCUUUUAUCGCCCCCACGUGGACCCUUGGGUGAUCUCCAUCUCCAGCCUUCACUUAAUCGGAUCCCCUGAAAAGCUAGAGGAUUUCAAUGAUGAGAAGGAGAAGCUCUUGGAGAGGGAGCGCAAGAAGGCUCUGCUUCAAGCCCUGGAGGACAGAUGGAAGAAUGAACGUCAGCAGAAGGGGGAAUCCUACUGGUAUUCAGUUACUGCCUCCGUAGUUACGAGAAUUGUGGAGAAUAUUGAAUUAAAAAUUCAAGAUGUCCAUUUGCGCUUCGAAGAUGGUAUUACCAACCCGUCCCAUCCUUUUGCAUUUGGCAUCUGUAUUAAGAAUGUGUCCGUGCAGAAUGCUGUGAAUGAGCCUGUACAGAAAUUAAUGCGGAAAAAGCAACUAGAUGUGGCAGAGUUUAGCGUCUAUUGGGAUGUCGAUUGCACUUUGUUGGGGGAUUUGCCCCAGGUGGAGUUACAGGAGGCCAUGGACAAGAGCAUGGAGAGCCGCGAUCAUCACUACAUCCUGGAGCCCGUGUGUGCAUCCGCUCUUUUGAAGAGAAACUGCUCUAAAGAGCCUCUGAGGUCUCGGCACACUCCCCGGAUCGAGUGCGAUAUUCAUCUGGAGACCAUCCCCUUGAAACUCUCUCAGCUGCAGUACCGGCAAAUCAUGGAAUUCCUCAAGGAGCUGGAACGAAAGGAGAGGCAGGUGAAGUUCCGAAGAUGGAAGCCCAAAGUGGCCGUGUCUGAGAACUGCCGAGAAUGGUGGUAUUUUGCUCUGAAUGCUAACCUGAAUGAAAUCAGAGAGGAGAGGAAGCGUUGUACCUGGGACUUCUUGUUACACCGGGCCCGCGAUGCUGUGUCUUACACCGACAAAUACUUCAGCAAGCUGAAAGGAGGCUUGCUGCAUGCAGACGACAGGGAAGAGAUGCGUCGGAUUGAAGAGGAACAGAGCUUUGAGGAAUUGAAGAUUUUACGUGAACUGGUUCAUGAACGAUUUCACAAACAAGAAGAACUGGCGGAGAGCCUACGAGAGCCUCAGUUGGAUUCUCCAGGAGACUCUCCUGGGGACCCAGAGACCAGUGGAGGCAGUGGGAUGCUCCAGUACCUUCAGUCCUGGUUUCCUGGCUGGGGUGGCUGGUAUGGGCAGCAGAUCCCUGAGGGGAGACCGGUCGAGGGGCUGUCAGCAGAGCAGCACGAACGGUGGACUCCUGAGGAGAUCCUAGGCACCGAGGAGUUUUUCGACCCCACGGCCGAUGCGUCCUGUCUGAGCACGUACACGAAGCGGGACCUGGUGUUUGCCCGACUGAACGUGCAGCUGCAGCGGGGCACCGUGACGCUGCUGCACCAGGAGCCGGGCGGCCUGCGGACGGAGGAGUGCGCCUUCAUGCAGCUUGAGUUCUCAGAUGUGAAGCUACUAGCAGAAUCUCUUCCUCGAAGAAAUUCCUCCUUGCUCUCAGUCCGGUUGGGUGGACUGUUUCUUCGAGACCUGGCCACAGAAGGCACCAUGUUUCCCCUUCUGGUGUUCCCGAAUUCACAAAAAGAAGUUGGCAGAGUCUCACAGUCUUUUGGUCUCCAAACAACAUCUGCAGACAGAAGUGAUCAUAACCCUGCUGCGGACCCAGAUGACCCGGUUUUUGAGAUGCUGUAUGAGAGAAAUCCAGCGCACAGCCAUUUUGAGAGGCGGCUGAAUGUCAGCACGAGGCCCUUGAACAUCAUAUAUAAUCCCCAGGCUAUUAAAAAAGUAGCAGACUUUUUCUACAAGGGAAAGGUUCAUACCUCAGGUUUUGGUUAUCAGUCUGAACUUGAGCUGAGAGUGGCGGAAGCUGCCCGAAGACAGUAUAACAAACUGAAGAUGCAGACCAAGGCGGAAAUCCGACAAACGCUCGAUCGUUUGCUAGUGGGUGAUUUCAUCGAAGAGAGUAAAAGGUGGACCGUGCGACUAGAUAUUUCUGCCCCUCAGGUGAUCUUUCCUGACGAUUUCAAAUUCAAGAAUCCCGUGUUAGUUGUUGUGGAUCUGGGGAGAAUGCUGUUGACAAAUACCCAAGAUGACUCCAAGAGGAGAAGUGGGGAUGGGCUAGCAUCUGAAGAGAACCAGUUUAGUGAUGAUGAAUAUAAGACGCCUCUUGCCACACCUCCGAACACCCCCCCUCCUGAGACAAGCAGCAGCAAUGGAGGGAAAACACCUCCGUUUUCUGGGGUCGGAUUCAGCGCAGAGCAGCUUCAGGCCCAUCUAAUGAGCACAAAGAUGUAUGAGAGGUACUCCUUGUCAUUUAUGGACCUCCAGAUCAUGGUUGGACGAGUGAAGGACAAUUGGAAGCACGUCCAGGAUAUUGAUGUGGGACCAACCCACGUGGUUGAGAAAUUCAAUGUUCACCUACAGUUAGAACGUCGGUUGAUUUAUACUUCAGAUCCCAAGUACCCCGGAGCUGUGCUCUCCGGCAACCUACCAGACUUGAAAAUCCACAUCAAUGAAGAUAAAAUAUCUGCUCUAAAGAAUUGCUUUGCUCUCCUGACCACCCCAGAAAUGAAGACUUCGGACACUCAGUUUAAAGAGAAGAUUUUUCCACAAGGCGGGCAGCGGGGAAGUUUGCAAGACUCAGUAAUGAAUUUAACCCAGAGCUUUGUGAUGUUGGAGCAGCAUACCCGGGAGGUUCUGGUGGAGUCACAGCUCCUCCUGGCCGAAUUUAAGGUGAACUGCAUGCAGCUUGGCGUUGAGAGCAACGGCCGGUACAUUUCCGUGCUCAAGGUGUUUGGGACCAAUGCUCACUUUGUGAAGAGGCCUUACGAUGUUGAGGUCUCCCUGACCGUUCACGGAUUGCUCCUGGUGGACACGAUGCAGACGUACGGUGCUGAUUUUGACCUUUUGAUGGCUUCACAUAAGAACUUGAGCUUUGAUAUCCCAACAGGAAGCCUCCGGGAUAGCAGGGCCCAGUCUCCUGUCUCUGGAUCCAAUGCGGCCCACCUGACUAAUGCUGCCACACUGAAUGACCCAUCGACUAUGGGUGUUUCACUUGACAAAAUUCUCACCAAAGAACAGGAGUCCCUCAUCAAAUUGGAAUAUCAGUUUGUGAGUUCAGAGUGCCCGUCAAUGAAUUUGGACAGCACUCUUCAGGUGAUUUCAUUACAGGUGAAUAAUCUGGAUAUUAUCCUAAAUCCGGAGACAAUUGUGGAGCUGAUUGGUUUUCUUCAAAAAUCUUUUCCCAAGGAAAAAGAUGAUUUGAGUCCUCAGCCUUUAAUGACUGAUUUUGAAAGAAGCUUUAGGGAGGAAGGAACUUACCAAGCUACAUAUGAACAGAACACCGAGGUUGCCGUGGAAAUCCACAGGCUUAACUUACUGCUCCUUCGGACAGUGGGGAUGGCAAAUGGCGAGAAAUAUGGCAGAAAAAUUGCAACUGCAAGUAUUGGUGGCACCAAAGUUAACGUCUCCAUGGGUAGCGCAUUUGACAUGAAUGGUUCUCUCGGCUGUUUGCAGCUUAUGGAUUUGACACAAGAUAACGUUAAGAACCAGUAUGUUGUCAGCAUUGGGAAUUCCAUAGGCUAUGAAAAUAUCGUUAGCGACAUUGGCUACUUUGAAUCUGUAUUUGUUAGAAUGGAAGAUGCGGCCCUCAGCGAAGCUUUGAGUUUCACCUUUGUUGAGAAGUCUAAACAGGAGUGUUUUCUCAACCUCAAGAUGGCUUCCUUGCAUUAUAACCACUCUGCUAAAUUUUUGAAGGAGUUGACGUUGUCCAUGGAUGAGCUGGAAGAAAAUUUUCGAAGUAUGCUGAAAAGCGCAGCUACCAAAGUCACUACGGUACUAGCUACCAAGACGGCCGAGUACAGUGAGAUGGUGUCACUCUUUGAAACGCCCAGGAAGACUCGGGAGUCCUUUAUCUUAGAAGAAAAUGAAAUGUAUGGGUUUGGCCUCUCUGGGUCUCAUUCCGACACCGUAAAGCUAAUCUUGAACAUAAACAUUGAAUCCCCUGUUGUGUCUAUUCCUCGGAAGCCCGGGAGUCCUGAGUUGUUGGUGGGACACUUGGGACAAAUAUUCAUCCAGAAUUUUGUGUCAGGAGAUGAUGAGUCCAGAAGUGACCGUCUGCGGGUAGAAAUUAAAGACAUUAAGUUAUAUUCUUUGAAUUGCACCCAGUUGACAGGCAGAGAGGGUCCUGGGUCUGAAGUAAACCGGGCAUUUUGUUCUCCUUCUGGGUCUGCCAGUGCCAACAGUCAGGAGGAAGCUCACUUCACCCGACAUGAUUUCUUUGAAUCUUUGCAUAGAGGUCAAGCUUUUCACAUCCUGAACAACACUACCAUUCAGUUUAAACUGGAGAAGAUCCCUAUAGAGAGAGAAUCUGAAUUGACUUUCUCCCUUAGUCCAGAUGACUUGGGAACUUCUAGCAUCAUGAAGAUCGAAGGGAAAUUUGUCAACCCAGUUCAGGGAUGA